CACAGGAGCUUUAACUACAUUUUAGGUAAUAAAUCACAUCCUUUCAUGUCAAUAAGGGAAACAAUUGUUGAUUUCACCUCUUGUAAAAGUAAGAGCGCUUGUAUUUAAGGCUGCUGAAAUGUCACACCUCUUGUAAUAGAGGGACGGACGUUUACACUGGAAGCAGCUCCAUGUGACUGGACAUACUACUCUAUUUAUAACAGCUGAGAGCAAGGCCUCAGUCCCACACAGGCAAGGACAGACGGACAUCAGAGCUGAAAUGUCCCUGCAGGCAGAAAGUACUGACACCUUCCAAGUGUACAUUUGGUCCUUCUGCAGUCGGUAGGAACCCAUCUAUUCCUGAAAGAUUCUUGUGUGAAAAUGUUGAAACUGUCUGCUGGUUUGUGUUGGUUGUGCUGCUAAUGUUUACAGAGAAGCCCUUUGUUGACUUUGACUUUAAGACAAAGAUUAGACCGAUCAGACAAAGAUAGUUUGAGUGAAAAUGGAGGAAUGCUCUGAAAUAAUCACACCUUUAUUUAAAAAUGAUAAAACAGAAAUAUUAUUGGACAAAUUCAACAAAAAGUUACCUUUUGUGUAUUUUUUAAAGUUGGAGCAUUCUCCAGUAUGACUACAUUUUUAAUGUCAUGUUAUUUCACCCUCACUUUGUGUACAUGAACUAUCACUUCGUGUUUUAGUCGGGCUAAUUCUGUGCGUUGUACCCUGACAUUGGGCAGCUGAAUUUUUCAUAUCAGGUCAUAUGACUCAAAGUAUUUUGGGGUCUGUUAUGGAGCCUGUGCUCUGGUAUUGCUUUGCUGCUCUCUCAGGUCAUCACCUCUCAAACUUUAAACUAACACAGGAGCUUGUUACCCUUUGGCACAAUAGAGUCCUAAUAACAGCUGAUUAGAUUUUAGACUAAGCUUCAGAUAAAUUCGUUCUAUAUUUAACUCAGAUGUGUUGAUGUAACAUUCCCAACAAUCUAGCAGAGGCACUGAGGUUGACAAACUCCACCACCAGGUGACCUUCAUUAUUUUUCCAUGCAGAACACCUACCUCUACAUCUACCUGAUAGGAAUCUGUUUCUUCUUAUUUUGCAGAUUUAAGAGCAUGUGAGGAUCAAAAUGGAUGAUUUAGAUCACAGCAUGCAUAUUGCAGAAUAUGACUGGACAAGCUUCUAUGUGGACAGUGAGGAGUGUGGUCUGCUUCAGCCUUUGCUUGCCUGCCCUGAUCACUCCACCCUCAGCGAUUCAGAGGAUUCAGGAAAGUCAAGUCCAGUCUUCAUCAAAGGUCAAGUGGAGCCCCGUCAGAGCCGUGAUGAAAACAGUGAAAAACCUGAUAGUAAGGCACUGUGGUGCACAGGAAAAGUGCAGAUCAAUCUGAGUAGUUUAAGGAAAGACGAAGAUGAUCUGAACACAAAAACAGAGGAAGACAGUGACACACGGGUGAACUGUGAAAUAGGCCUUGAUUGCCCUGAAGGAAAUUCCACAAAUAUAGAGGAAGUGCGUUUGAUUUGGUCUGCAGAGCACAUCACAGAGGAUACACAUGAUGAUAUCGCAGCCGCAGUGGGAACUGAGCAAAUGGAUGUUCAGUCUUUGCAUGGAGAGGCAGUAGAGCUGAAAAAGGACAAUGGAGGAUUGCAAACAAAGAGUGACACUUGUGAACUCAAACCCAUACAGAAACCUGACCCACUUUCGUGCAACCAAACAGAAGUAAUUGUGAAUGAGCCACAGAGUACAGACAGAGCUGAGGGCGAGGAAGUGAGCGGUGUCUCUUUAAGAGCUGAAAGGGAGCGCUGGUUCGUGACAAUAAACGACAGUCCUGCAAGACCGCGGGUGCAUAGCAAAAAAAAACGCAGACAAAAAAAACCUUGUAAGGAGGGUCACAUGUGCAGAGGGAGCAGGCAGGAAAAUAGUAAUAACAUUAGUUUUAAACAGGAAGGAAACAAGGAUGGUAAUGAAUCUGGGGGAGGAGGUGACAUAUCGGACAGCUAUCGAGUUCUAAAAGAAAACCCUGAAAGAAUUACAGCGAAAAUCAUCUCAGAUUCAUCCCAAGCGUCUUCAACAUCUGGUGACGAGGACAGUCCAUCAGAGAAAUUAAAAUUGUUUCAUUCCGUCAAAGAAAAUUCCACAUUACAUAAUGUAUUUACAUUCAAAGGCCCUCCGCAGUUGGACAGUGCUGAGUCUGAGGAUGGCGCUGAGUUCUUCUCCACUCACAGUUAUGAUUCUGAGAGUUAUCAGUCAGCUGCUGAAUCAAUAGACGAACCUCGGUAUCUUCAGUCCCUGCAAAGCUCGGUGCCUCUAACUCAAAACAGCUGCCCCCUCUUACUGAUGGGAAAUACCAAUGCUGAUGACACACAGGUUACAAAAAUGCCUUUUAAUGACAGCACUGUAUCAUCCAACCCAACGGCUACGAACGCCGAUGGUCACGAUCGGGCCGAUGUUGAACCUCCCCAGAUGUUUCAAUCUGUGGGUCAAAGUGUUAACAAAAUGCCAGAUGAAGACUCAGUGUGUGUGAAUGACGGUCUCAGCACGAUGCCCUGUGUAUCCUCAGACCCAUCUGGAGUCCAAAAGCAUGAGAUUAAUCUUCCGGCAUCUGCCUGCUCCUCAGGAAAUCAGCACAACCUUUCCUCUGUUCCUGAUUUAACAGUGACACCCUGUGCGGCGGCAGACAGCCCUGAAACAUAUGCUGAAGCUGCCGGGCACACUCGACCUGUGUACGCCAUUUCAGCUUUUUGGGAUGAAAUGGAAAAGCUCACCAUAAAUGACAUUUUGCAGCUCAGAAUGGGGAGAAGCCCUCCUUCACGGGAAACGCAAGAAACAGUGACGCAGAUUGUUGAUGAUUUCCCGUCAAACCCCAGCUCUUUAGCUGAAACUAUGGAGUACGGUCUGUGCAGUGGUGGGUUAACGGAUCCUGACAAUGCAGACUCGGACUACUUUACACAGGUUGAUGAAUCCAAGCCAGAUCGCUCAAGCUGCGAGUUUUCCACCUCUGAUUUUGAGGAAGAGUACUGGCAGUUUCUUGAUGCCAGUAGAAACCCCAGUCCUGACCCUCAGAGUAAAUUCCAACAAGGGACAAGAGACACACCUUACUUUGAGGAAGAAGAGUCCACAUGCUCUGAAGGAAAGGAGACGCCUGUUCCUGCAGAGAACUUUGUAGAGCCUCUCUUUGAGGAUCAAGACUCCAAAGUCUUCAAUUCAAGUGAACAUGUGUGGUCUCGGCAGAUACCCAAAAGUAAAAGUGUUUUUGAUGUCCCCGCUCUCACCAUGGAGGAUUCGUCAUUACAGUUGAUAGUCGGUCAUGAUGACAGCAAUCUUUCUUUCAGCAGCUGUCCAUCUCUGGAAGGAGAUGUGGCUUUAGAUGAAAGUGACAGUCUGGGAAUACUACUACCCCCAGAUUUCCUCUCCAACACACAAGUGCUCGAUGAAAUUUCUCAAAUAUCCUUCCCUGAAGUGUUUGAAAACCUUUUUAAAGAUCAAACAAAGAGAGACAGCUGUGUUACUGUCUACCACCCAGAAAGUUUCCCAUUGGCGACUGCGUUCGACGGCAUUCUCAGUACAUUCAGGGAUGAAACACCUCUCUCCUCCUGCCAUGACUUCCAGUGCAGCGACAAACCCAUCCCAAUUUUCUCCUGUUCUCAUCCUACAGUCCGAGAACUCACAUUCCCUAAUCCCGACUACAUAUUCUCGAGCUCCGAACACAAAGAGUCCAACGAUAUCUCACCAAUCAGGGUUGUGUUGCACUCUUUCAUUCAGAAAGGACAUUUUGGGACAUCUGCAUUUGCCCUUAGUGGUUCUCCCAGUUUGCUGUCCAUGAGGAAAAUCUGUUUUCCAAACAAAGGUAGUAUCUGGUGUGGCAGCUCUGGCACCUGGGUGUUUCCUGUCGAGGCAACGGACAAUACCAUGACGAGAGAUGAUCCACCACUGACUGCGUUUGCUGAGGGGAGUGUCCCUGAAACUCCCGCUCGGUUAUUCAGAAAGCUAGCUGUGCAGCAGAGGAUUCUGGGACCUAUUCAAACAAGUAAGUCCAGUCUCCCAUGCAGCAGUAGUAAUAAAGACAUCCAAAGAUAGAUUCAACUUGUUUGUUUGUCUCCCUCACAGGACGAGAGUGCAUCUUCUCUGCACUGAAGCAGUCAGACAUGUGUUUGGUCUGCAUUGCGUUUGCCUCCUGGGUGUUAAGAUCAUCUGAUCCAGAGGCUGCUGAUACCUGGAAAGCAGGUAUGUAACAUCUCGCCAUGAUGUUACGGUCAUUGACCUGAUUUAAUCUACAACCAAAUGUCUGAUAUACUUCAGCUGUGUGGUGUGAGUGUACGAUCUGAUUUGCUAAUUUACAUUUCGUUGUUUUAAUACAAAUACUUGGCCAGGUAUUUUGAGCACCAAUCAGACUUUAAUGGCAUCUAUUAUUCGCAAUAAUGUAUCAAUAUCAAAUUUGAAGAACUAACCUCUGUUAAAAUCCUCUUCAGCUCUGCUAGCGAAUGUCAGUGCCCUGUCAGCUAUCCAGUACCUGCGGCAUUAUGUAAAGAAGAAUCCUUCGCAAGGUGAUCCCUGAUAUGUGCCCACAAGAGAUGUCAUUUCCAAACCUUUUUCACUCGGGUCCAUCCAUGAACAUAUUUCUGGUAAAUAUACUGUAUAUAUCUAACAAUUAAAGAUGUCCUCUGUUGAAUUGUUUGUUAAAGGAUGUAAAAGUCGGAGUAAAAAGAUUGAUGUAAAGUUGUUUGACUCUGUUAGGAGGUCUGGUGGUGAUGUUCCACCAGGAGAAAUCUGUGAGCUUUAUGUUUUAUUCACUCUGGCAGUUGUAUGAGGUCCCAGUCCCGUUCAUGCAGAUUGUGUGUGCCCCUGGUUUGGGUCAGGAGAAUCACAUCCUCUUAUCCAAAAUCAAUAUGAAUUUUAGUCUAUUUCAUAAACAUCGAAACACUCCUCACAGGAGCUUGAAGUGUUGCUGCUAAAUCAGAAUUUCAUCGCACUACGAAGGCACAGAGGUUAAAUUUGGGAUCUUCUUCCCGAGAUUAGCAGCCUGAUAAUCCAUGUUAAAAUAAACUAAUUGAUUGUAGCACUUAACGACAUUUUUGUCUGUGCUCAAUGAUUGAACCAUGCCAUGUAAGAUAAUGUUCUGUUUGUGCCGAACAUGUGGCUCUUUUGAGAUUUUGAACAGAUUCCAGGUAUGUGUCGGGCAUCUAUUUAGAAAGUUUUUGUUGUAGGCAUUGGUCUGGUUUUUGGUGAAUGUUAAGCAAGGACACAGUAGGUGACUGUUUGGUCUGGGUUUGAAGAAUCAGAUGUAAGACACGGGGUAAUCUUUUCCAUGAGACUCUCUGCCAGUGUAUCUUUCUUUAUUAUAGACAAACUCGGCCUGUAGAGGUAAAAGUGCAGAAUUUUAUUCUAUAGUCACAUUUUGGGAGGUCUAAAACAACUCAUAUCAUUUCAUAUAUCUGUCUCAUCUGGCCCUCUCUCUUUUGACGAUUUGCUCAAUGUAGAAUUACAUGUUGCUGCAUUAUUAGAACAGCUUAUACAAACAUUAACAUUUCUGUUGGGUUAUUUUCUUUCAGUGUUUUAACCACAAUUUAUAUAUUGUUGUCACUGUUAAUGAACUACCUUAUAGUUUUAGUCAAAC
This is a messenger RNA of Xyrichtys novacula (pearly razorfish), 5579 nucleotides long. The record is from the annotation of a GenBank genome assembly. Lineage: Eukaryota; Metazoa; Chordata; Actinopteri; Labriformes; Labridae.